Molecule: messenger RNA, 2435 nt
Organism: Anguilla rostrata (American eel)
Lineage: Eukaryota; Metazoa; Chordata; Actinopteri; Anguilliformes; Anguillidae
Gene: pdia4
Product: protein disulfide isomerase family A, member 4
Exons: 10
Coding region: 251-2176 (641 amino acids)
Biological process (GO): response to endoplasmic reticulum stress; protein folding
Cellular component (GO): cell surface; endoplasmic reticulum; endoplasmic reticulum lumen
Molecular function (GO): protein disulfide isomerase activity
Source: RefSeq, a predicted model, not a curated record
UCAGACAAUUUCAAGUUUAACACCCCAUGUUUAAAGGAAUGUUUCACAUUUGUUAGAGAAGGUAGACAGUCAAGUACAAUUCAACACUUUGAAAACGGGAUCUGCACAAAGGUGUCCCAAGUUAAGAAGCUCGAUAAGCUUAGAUUCUGGUCUGCAGGCCUGUGUAGCUUGGUUUGCAGAACGGUGUCACGCCGUGAACAGGAUUAGGAAAUAGCUGCGGUGCAUCCUGCAGACAGAUAUACUUAAUACAAUGAAAGGAAAGACAGCAUUUUGGCUGCUUAUGUUGCUGGGUUUAACGCAGCUUCUUGUAGUAACGCGGUGCGAGGAUGAUGAAGUGGUAGAAGAGGCUGACAGUGAUGAUGACAGUGACGAUGAGGAUGAUGACGACGACAACGAAGGUGAUGGCACAGAGGUCAAAGAAGAAAAUGGGGUGUUGAUACUUACAGACAAAAACUUUGACACCUUUAUUGAAGAUAAGGAUACUGUCUUGGUGGAGUUCUAUGCACCAUGGUGUGGACAUUGUAAGCAGUUUGCGCCUGAAUAUGAGAAAAUUGCUCAGGUGCUUAAAGAGAACGACCCACCAAUUCCAGUGGCGAAGGUCGAUGCCACUAAAGAAAGUUCUCUCGGGAGCAAAUUUGAGGUCAGUGGAUACCCCACCAUCAAAAUCCUGAAGAAAGGAGAGCCGGUGGAUUACGAUGGUGACCGUACGGAGCAAGCGAUUGUGUCCAAAGUGAAAGAGGUGGCCCAGCCAGACUGGAAGCCUCCACCAGAGGCCACCAUGGUGUUGACCAAGGACAACUUCGACGAUGUGGUCAAUAACGCGGACAUUAUACUCGUGGAGUUUUACGCACCUUGGUGUGGCCACUGCAAGAAGCUCGCCCCAGAGUACGAGAAGGCUGCAAAAGAGCUGAGCCAGCGCACGCCCCCCAUUCCCCUGGCGAAGGUAGACGCCACGACGGAGAGCGAGGUUGCGUCCAGGUUUGAGGUUUCCGGGUACCCGACCCUCAAAAUCUUCAGGAAGGGCAAACCUUACGAGUACAACGGACCACGAGAGCAGUAUGGCAUUGUUGACUAUAUGAGUGAGCAGGCGGGUCCUCCGUCGAAGCUAGUCCAAACACUGAAACAAGCCCAGGAAUUUGUCAAGGAUGGAGACGAUGUUGUCAUCUUUGGAAUUUUCUCCAGCGACCAGGAUGCCGCAUAUGAAGUCUAUCAAGAAGCUUGCAAUGUCUUAAGGGAGGAUUUCAAGUUCCGGCACUCGUUCGACAGCGACGUGGCCAAAUUUUUCAAAGUUUCCCCUGGACAAGUGGUCAUGAUGCACCCGGAAAAAUUCCAGUCUAAAUAUGAAGCAAACUCGUAUACAUUAACAAUUAAAGAUUCCACUUCUCCUUCUGAACUGCAAGAGUUCUUUGCCAAACAUGCUAUUCCUUUAGUUGGACACAGAAAGCAAGGCAAUGAUGCCAAGAGGUACAAAGAUCGCCCUCUGGUGGUUGUGUACUAUGGAGUUGACUUCAGCUUUGACUACAGAGUUGCAACCCAGUUUUGGAGGAGCAAAGUUCUGGAGGUGGCCAAGGAUUUCCCAGAAUACACUUUUGCGAUCGCCGAUGAGGAAGACUACGCUGACGAGCUGAAGACACUGGGUCUGAGCGACAGUGGAGAAGAGGUGAAUGCUGGGAUUUUUGGAGAAGGAGGCAAGAAGUUUGCCAUGGAGCCUGAGGAAUUUGACUCCGAUGUCCUGAGGGAGUUUGUCCAGGCCUUCAAGAAAGGCAAAUUGAAACCAGUCAUUAAAUCUCAGCCGCUUCCUAAGAGUAACAAAGGACCAGUGAAGGUGGUGGUCGGCAAGACUUUCGACGAUAUCGUCAUGGAUCCAAAGAAGGAUGUCCUCAUCGAGUUCUACGCUCCGUGGUGUGGCCAUUGCAAAAAGAUGGAGCCUGACUAUCUGGCCCUCGGGAAGAAGUACAAGCACGAGAAGAACUUGGUAAUCGCCAAGAUGGAUGCCACUGCCAACGACGUGCCCCACGACAGCUACAAAGUAGAGGGAUUUCCCACCAUCUACCUGGCCCCCAGUAAAAACAAGCAGAAUCCCAUCAAAUUUGAAGGUGGAAACAGAGACUUGGAGGGCUUAAGCAAAUUUGUGGAAAAGCACGUGUCGAAAUUGUCCCAGAAAGAUGAACUUUAAUACCUCUUGAAAGUAACCGAGGACUUUAAAAGAGAAACAUGGGAAGAUGGGCAGCAUUCCAUAGGAGUGUCCUCAAGGUCUUUGCCUCCAGGUAGACCAGGGGAAAUUCCAUGUAACAGGGUGUUACUGACCUUUUUUUAGUGCAACUUCUGUUGUAGCGACUUAUUUGUGUCCCAAAAUCAUGAGAUUUAAAAUCUUGCACUGUUAAACAGCUGAGUAUAUUUUGUUAAAUCUUUUUAAAUAAAAGAUUGUAAAAUUA